GGUAAAUAAUAUUAUUAGUGGAAAUCAGUAGGAAAUGUUUCAUCAAUUUGGUUAAUCAUUUCACUUAGUAUUUUCAAGUAAUGUGGUUUGUACAGUUUACUCUUGGUUAUUUAAUAGUUCUACAAUACUGCGAUGGGGAGAGAUUUACCUUUUGUAAAAGUAACAACAAAGACUUUGACAACUGUUUAAAGAGAUCUAUGCAAGAAGCUAUUAAAUUACUAAAAGACGAUAUUCCCGAGUAUAAUUUAACAAACCUUAAAGUAGUUAGACCUUCAAAGGUUACAAUACAAGCUGGAGUAGGAGCUGUCCAAUUAAUCCAAAAUUACAAAAAUGUAGAAAUUACCGGUUAUUUAGAUGCAGUAGUUAAGGAGGCUCAUUUUGAUACAAAUCAAGAAAUAUUUAAUUUUACCGUAACAAUACCCCAGUAUAUUCAAAAGGCAGACUACUGGCUAGAUGGGAACGUAUUGGCCAUGCCUGUUGUAGGAUCUGGGCCUUCGGUAUUGCAACUUGAUAAUCUGGAGAUGAAACAUAUCCUCCAGCUGGAAAAGUAUACAAAGAGCGACAAAACUUAUUACAAAAUUAAAUCAUAUGAUUUGCACAUGUCUAUCACAAAGGCACACUUGAGGUUUGACAACAUGUUUGGUAAUAAGAUGUUAAGUGACAAUUUGAACACUGUAUUAAAUGAAAAUUGGGAAACACUGUUCAACGAUACAAAAUCUUCAAUUGAGGAAGCUGUUAUUGCUGUUCUAAAACCUUAUAUACAAACUUUCUUUAACGAAGUUCCAACAGAGGAGCUGUUUUAGGAAUUGUUGAAUGUGAUUUACAUGCUAAUAAAUAAUUUAUUUUUAAAUAUACUUACAUUUUCAUACGGUUUUCAACAAAAAGCAAAACCAAGACCAAGACUAACUUUAUAUCUUAGAUCUAUAAGACCAAGACCGAACAGCGCAACACCUCCUUGAUUUAAGUAAGAACAAUCUUCAGAUUGUCACGGGGUUUUUAACAGGGCAUUGUAUUCUCAAUAAAAUCAGAAGGCUGAAGCUAAGAAACAACGGUAAAGGCAG
Molecule: messenger RNA, 1061 nt
Organism: Sitophilus oryzae (rice weevil)
Lineage: Eukaryota; Metazoa; Arthropoda; Insecta; Coleoptera; Curculionidae
Exons: 5
Coding region: 81-803 (240 amino acids)
Source: RefSeq, a predicted model, not a curated record